Messenger RNA from Parascedosporium putredinis, 618 nucleotides. Lineage: Eukaryota; Fungi; Ascomycota; Sordariomycetes; Microascales; Microascaceae. The record is from the annotation of a GenBank genome assembly.
AUGGCCUGGUCUCCCCUCCGCAGCCUCAACGUAACCUUUGCCGACAUCGCCGCCGCCGUCCGCGACAACGACAAGCAGCGCGGGGAACCGGACCCCGCCGCGGCCUUUUCCUCGACGGACCCGGCCGACUGGCUCAUCCGCGCCAACCAGGGUCACAGCAUCGCCGUGGCCGCCGAGGGCCUCAACCAGCCCAUCACCCUCGAAAAGGGCAACGUGCCGGCCGUGGCCGUCCACGGCACCUACUUUGCCUUUUGGCCCGCUAUCCUGGAGAGCGGCGGCCUGCGCCCCAUGGGUAGGAACCAGGUCCACCUCGCCACGGGCGUGCCGGAGACGGCGAACCCCGACGCGCCGCGCGUGCUCUCGGGCAUGCGGAGGGACGCGGAGCUGCUCAUCUACGUGGAUGUCGAGAGGAGUUUGCGGGACGAUGCGAUGAAGUGGUGGAUGAGCGAGAACGGUGUCGUGUUGACGGAGGGCGACAAGGAUGGGUUGGUGCCUACGACGUAUUUUAAAGAGGUUGUGGGGCGGUCGAGGGAUGUGGGCGUGCUGUUCAAGGAUGGGUAUCAACUUGCGGAUUUGCCGCCGGGGACUAAGGCGGGGCCGUUGGUCAAUCGUGUAUAG